This is a messenger RNA of Jatropha curcas, 1187 nucleotides long. RefSeq names its product Pentatricopeptide repeat (PPR) superfamily protein. The record is from RefSeq and is a predicted model, not a curated record. Lineage: Eukaryota; Viridiplantae; Streptophyta; Magnoliopsida; Malpighiales; Euphorbiaceae. Gene Ontology annotation, molecular function: protein binding.
AAAAUCCUCUCCUCCGCGUUAGAAAUUGCAGAAGCAGAUCAAUCAAUCGAUCAAACAAUGGCAUCAUCUCGAAAUCGAAUAUUGAAGCUGAGCACUGUGAAACCUCAUUCCCUUUCACAAAUACUGCGCCGCUUCAGCUCCAUGAGAGACCCAUCAACUGGUUUCAAUGCCAGUUUCAAUUCCAACAACGAAGUAAAUAAUGGAAGAGAAGUGCAGAGUCCUCCUCAUCCCAUACCAAACAGACCCUUAAGAGGCGAGAGAGGUGAGAGACCAUUACAGCAUCCUCGGUCUCAGUCUUCUCCUUCUUCUGGAGGACCCAGAAAUGUUAAGCAUCAAUCUGAUGAUGCUUUUCUUGAUAAAUUCAAGCUCCGUCUUGACAGGAAGAAGGAUAAUGAAAUCCCACUGCCAAACAGACCUCCUCCUCCUCCUUCUCCUUCAGGUAAUGAUAUUAAACAAGAAGAAAACGUGAAUUCGCCGCCUCCGGAUGCGGAUGACAUCUUCAGGAAGAUGAAGGAAACUGGGCUAAUCCCAAAUGCUGUAGCUAUGCUUGAUGGGCUAUGCAAAGAUGGCCUUGUUCAAGAAGCCAUGAAACUGUUUGGAUUAAUGCGAGAGAAAGGUACAAUUCCUGAAGUUGUUGUCUACACUGCUGUUGUUGAUGGGUAUUCUAAGGCUCACAAGCCUGAUGAUGCCAAGAGAAUUUUUAGGAAAAUGCUUGAUAAUGGGAUAACUCCUAAUGCUUUUAGUUACGGUGUUUUGAUUCAAGGAUUGUAUAAAUGUAACUUGCUUGAUGAUGCUAUUGAUUUCACUUUCCAAAUGUUGGAAGCUGGUCAUUCUCCUAAUAUCACUACUUUUGUGGGUUUGGUUGACGGGUUAUGUAAAGAAAAGGGUGUUGAAGAAGCUCAAAGCGUUAUUGGGUCUUUGAGGCAGAAAGGGUUUUUCAUUAAUGACAAAGCAGUUAGAGAGUUCCUGGAUAAAAAUGCACCACUUUCUUCUUCAGUUUGGGAAGCUAUAUUUGGCAAGAAACCCUCAAAUAAACCUUUUUGAAUCACAUUUUCUUGGUCAUCUAGUGCUGCUAUACCUUGUAAGUGAUUAUGUCUUGUUUUUCUCUUCAAACUUGUUGCAAACAUGUCUGAAAUUGCAUGGGAUAAUUCACCAAUUAAAGGUAUUUACUCUGUUUUACUUUCUUA